CAUUUUUCUAACCUCUUUCUUUACAAAACUUGACAGUGUCGAAAAGAGUAUCUGUCAUUUGGAAUCAUCAUGCCGCGUGAAAUCAAAGACAUCAAAGACUUCCUCUUGAAGGCAAGAAGGAAAGACGCCAAGUCUGUGAAGAUAAAGAAGAACCCUGAAAAUGUAAAGUUCAAGGUCCGCUGCUCCAGGUUUCUGUACACUCUGGUCAUCACCGACAAGGAAAAGGCAGAGAAGCUCAAACAGAGCUUACCUCCAGGUCUGCAAGUAAAAGAAGUUAAGUAAUGUGACUAGAUUUAACACAAUAAAAAUAUAAAAAUAUCAUAA
Chilo suppressalis (striped riceborer) is the source of this 324-nucleotide messenger RNA. Lineage: Eukaryota; Metazoa; Arthropoda; Insecta; Lepidoptera; Crambidae. The record is from the annotation of a GenBank genome assembly.